This is a messenger RNA of Colletotrichum destructivum, 546 nucleotides long. Its product is annotated as Putative High mobility group protein HMGA. Bases 1 to 546 code for a protein of 181 amino acids. The record is from RefSeq and is a predicted model, not a curated record. Gene Ontology annotation, cellular component: chromatin; nucleus. Gene Ontology annotation, molecular function: DNA binding. The transcript is spliced from 2 exons. NCBI's taxonomy places the organism in Eukaryota, Fungi, Ascomycota, Sordariomycetes, Glomerellales, Glomerellaceae. Gene Ontology annotation, biological process: regulation of DNA-templated transcription.
AUGGCGCCAACCCCGGAAGAAGCACCCAAGAAGCGCGGUCGCGGCAGGCCCCCCAAAGCCGAUGGCCAGAAGAAGGCCGCCUACGUCCCCACAGGACGCCCUCGCGGUCGCCCCAAAGGUAGCGGAGGCGUGAAGAAGGCCGUUACCCCCAAGAAGCCCGCUACGGGUACCGGUAGAGGACGCGGCAGACCCAGGAAGAGCGACGUCGCCGAUGCGACUACCACGCCCACAGCUGCGACUGCCACACCCAAGAAGAGCACGCCGACCAAUUCCGCCACGUCCACCGGCCGCCCCCGUGGUCGCCCUCGCAAAUCCGACGCGUCUACUGCCGCGCCCACGCCCAAGAAAGCCGAGUCAGCGCGAAAGGCUAAGGGAAGGACGAGCGACGUCUCGAAGGAGUCGUCUUCCUCUGGUUCGUCAUCAGGGUCUGACGAUGAAGAACAGGCUACUAAGAAUGUCUCCAAGCCGCUCUCCGAUGCCGCCGACUCCACCGAAGAGGUUCGUCGCUGGUUCCCCUCGAAAAUGAUGCGAGGACUGCUCGGCUGA